UUCCCAUCCCAGUAGUAGCCUGUUCCUUCUGUUCUCUGUCCCUCCAGAGCUCCCACAGCAACAUGUCUGGAAGGAGGAGGAGGUUCUGGCUGACCAGCAGCUCUGUAUUCAGGAGAAGAACUCCAGUCUGGACCAAGAGGACCCAGAGCCUCCACAGAUUAAAGAGGAACAGGAGGAACUCUGUACCAGUCAGGAGGGAGAGCAGCUUGUACUGAAGCAGGAGACUGAUACCUUUAUGUUGACUCCUACUUAUGAGGAAAGAGACCACAGUGAAGCAGAACUGAAAAGUGACCACCAGCUCCUCUCUCACAGCUGUCAUGUAGCUGAGAGCCAAGAUCAGAAAGGAGGCGAGCAUGAAGACUCAGGAUCAACUAGAGAUGCAGAGCCAAAACAAAAUCAAAAUCACAAAAGCAGAAGCCACAGAAACAAUGUAAACAACUCUACCAUGUCAGAGGUUCACCAUAAUCCUCACACAGGUAAAAACUCCUUCAAAUGUGACACUUGUGGAAAAGAUUUUAAGUAUAAGUCACUAUUGCAGACACACCUGAGAAUUCACACAGGUGAGAAGCCAUAUUCUUGCACUAGCUGUGGAAGAAGAUUCAGUACCUCAUCAUAUUUGAAGACUCAUAUAAGAAUCCACACAGGUGAGAAGCCUUAUUCUUGUACCAGCUGUGGGAAAAGAUUUAGAUACGCAUCACAUUUGAAUGUUCAUAUAAGAAUCCACACAGGUGAGAAAUCAUUUUCUUGCAAAACAUGUGGGAAAGAUUUCAGAACUAACAGUCACUUGAAAAUCCACAUGCGAUAUCAUACAGGCGAGAAGCCGUACCUUUGCAAGACCUGUGGGAAAUGUUUCCAUGAAAUGACAAAAUUGAAAGUCCACAUGAGAACCCACACAGGUGAGAAGCCGUACCUUUGCAAGAUCUGUGGGAAAAGAUUCACUGACAAUUCAGGAUUGAAAACGCAUAUAAGAACCCACACAGGUGAGAAGCCGUAUACUUGCGAAACAUGCGGGACAUCUUUUAGCCAAAAUGGUAGCUUGAAAGUCCACAUGAGAAGAGCCCACACUGGUGAGAAGCCGUAGCUUUGCACGAUCUUCUGGACAAUAUAUGCUGAUGUGUCUAAUUUGACAUGGCACAAAAGUUCGAAUACAGGCAUGUAGCAUAUUAGCUAAAUAUGUUGGGAGAUUAUUCUGUUCUAGAGGUUUGUGGUCAAAACACACAAGAACUCACAGAAGUGAGGAGCUGCAUCAUUGCAGCAUUUGUGGGGAAAGUUUUACUCAAAUCAAUUACUUGAACAAAAAAAACUGCAAGUAGGGCCCCCUGAAAUCCUUUACAUCUGUUUUGAGAUUCUGUUUUUUUCCUUUUUACAUAUUCUGUUUUCUGUUUUCAUUUUUAUGAAUUGUGUGUGUUACGAUUUAAGCACAUUUCAUCUUCAGAAAGAGUGUUUAAUCAUGUGGUAGAUUAAUAAAAUAACAUUUCAGUAUGAAAAUAUUAAACUUGUCAUCAGUAUCAGUGAAUUUGGUGUAUUAUACAGAAAUGCUUAUAGAAAUAUUAAAAUGUAUGCACCAUUAUUUAUAGAACCCAAUUUACAAUAAAUGUUUUGCAGCGGUAGGAUAUUAAAACACUAACGUCAGGCCACCAAGCCAUUCUUAAAUUCAAAAUCCAUUCAUCCUUAUCACUGCUCCAUGUAGUAUAGUUUAUUUCUGUUUACCUUGUUAUGAUUGUUGUAUAUUGACUGUUUCUUGUCUGGUAUGUAGCAGAAGGGAGUUGCAAAGAGAAUUUCUUUUUACAACCCUGUUGUAAAAUGACAAUAAAAUAAUU
This is a messenger RNA of Micropterus dolomieu (smallmouth bass), 1820 nucleotides long. Its product is annotated as oocyte zinc finger protein XlCOF19-like. NCBI's taxonomy places the organism in Eukaryota, Metazoa, Chordata, Actinopteri, Centrarchiformes, Centrarchidae. Gene Ontology annotation, biological process: central nervous system development; regulation of transcription by RNA polymerase II. Gene Ontology annotation, molecular function: DNA-binding transcription factor activity, RNA polymerase II-specific; RNA polymerase II cis-regulatory region sequence-specific DNA binding. The record is from RefSeq and is a predicted model, not a curated record. Bases 236 to 1081 code for a protein of 281 amino acids. The transcript has a single exon. Gene Ontology annotation, cellular component: nucleus.